Molecule: messenger RNA, 1234 nt
Organism: Pseudopipra pipra
Lineage: Eukaryota; Metazoa; Chordata; Aves; Passeriformes; Pipridae
Gene: CCDC25
Product: coiled-coil domain containing 25
Source: RefSeq, a predicted model, not a curated record
UUGGUUUAUCCGAUUUUUUUGGCCUUUUUAACCCGUUUUUUCCCUCUUUCCCUCCCUCAGCCGUUCCCUCCGUCUACACCAUUUACAUGGGAAAGGACAAGUACGAGAACGAGGAUCUCAUCAAGUACGGAUGGCCCGAGGACAUCUGGUUCCACGUGGAUAAACUCUCCUCUGCCCACGUGUACCUGCGGCUGCACAAGGGCCAGACCGUGGACGACAUUCCCAAGGAAGUGUUGAUAGACUGUGCCCACCUGGUGAAGGCCAACAGCAUCCAAGGGUGCAAGAUGAACAACGUGAGCGUGGUUUACACCCCCUGGAGCAACCUGAAGAAAACCUCGGACAUGGACGUGGGGCAGAGCUUCCACAGGCAGAAGGACGUGAAGGUGCUGACCGUGGAGAAGAAGGUGAACGAGAUCCUGAACCGGCUGGAGAAGACGAAGGUGGAGCGGUUCCCGGACCUGGCGGCCGAGCGGGAGGCACGGGACCGGGAGGAGCGGAACGAGAAGAAGGCCCAGGUCCAGGAGAUGAAGAGGAGGGAGAAGGAGGAGCUGAAGAAGAAGAAGGAGCUGGAGGAGCUGAGGAGCUACUCCUCCCUGAUGAAGGCAGAGAACAUGUCCUCCAACCAGGACGGCAACGACUCCGACGACUUCAUGUGACGGAGCCGCUCCCGCCCGGCCCCGCCGCUCCAAUGCCAAAAAAAACAUCCCAAAAAACCGGCCUGGGAGCCCCUUCCCUCCCGGCUCCGGGCCAGGGACACCCUCUGGAAGGAGCAGCCGGAUCCCUGGGAUGGCCUCCAGCCCCCUGUGCCCCGUGGUUUUCCCAGAGACAGUGGUAUUUAUUUUGGGGAAGGGAUCCCCGUGGCCUCGGGGCCCUGCCGGAGCUGCUGCCGCCUCUGGAAUUCUGCUUUUCCCGCUGGGAAUCGCCGGGAGAACCGGAGGGGGGGGAUCCCUCUGUGACAAAGUCGGGGGGAAAAAUCGGGAUGAGCUCGAUGGUGGCUCCUGGAUAAACCUAGUGGUGAAGGUCCAGCUCUGAUUCCUGCCCCCGAACCCCCUGGAAUUCCACUGCGUUCCCGCUUGGAAUCCUCCUCUGGAGGGAGGGGUGGAAGGAGGAGGUUCAGUUUUCCACGGGAUUCACCAGGUGGAUCCUCCCACCUGAGCAUUCCAUGGGGUUUGGGGGGGGGAAUCCCAGGAUAAUCCCGGUGUACAUAUCCCCAUUAAACUGGUGCCAUGCAGGC